This is a messenger RNA of Ilyonectria robusta, 1302 nucleotides long. RefSeq lists its product as uncharacterized. Bases 1 to 1302 code for a protein of 433 amino acids. The transcript has a single exon. The record is from RefSeq and is a predicted model, not a curated record. Lineage: Eukaryota; Fungi; Ascomycota; Sordariomycetes; Hypocreales; Nectriaceae.
AUGCAGCAGAUACAACUGCAGCACAUGCACACCGUCUAUGCUAACGCUGAGGUAACGCUGAUAGCCGCAGCCGGCAAGGACGCGUCAGUAGGCCUGCCCGGUGUCCGGGGACGUCCAAGGAACCUGCAACUCAGUGCUCUUGUCCUGGGCCACGCCCUCAUGUGCAUCCCACCAGACCCAACCCUCCACAUCCGCUCGGGCUCAACCUGGGCCACGCGGGGAUGGAUAUACCAGGAGGGCCUGCUGGCACGCCGCCGUCUCUUUUUCUCCGAGCAUGAGAUGUCUUAUGAGUGCCGUCACAUGCUCUGCCGUGAGGCCAUGCGCUUGCCUCCCGACAUAGAACAUCGCAUUUCCGGGUAUAAACCGCGUAUGAUGGAGCCUCUUUGGAUGUACGAGCCAUACAAGCUGCCAGGCAUGGAUGCCUCUCAUACUGGCAUCGGCCUUUUUGGCCUCUUGGCGGCCUAUUUGACGCGACAGCUGUCUAUACCCUCAGAUACCCUCAACGCUAUGCUCGGCAUCCUCAAUCUACUUGCCCAACACAAGAGAAGGCCCGUUUACCAUGUUUGCGGCGUCCCCAUUCUGCGCCUCAAAUCAAAUAGCAACAGCGAUGGUGACAUGGCCGCACGUGUAACCCUUAAUGGUUUCCUCAACGGCCUCUGCUGGCGGCUUCAAGAGCCUGCCCAUCGGCAGCCCGGCUUUCCGAGCUGGUCGUGGACAGGAUGGCAGGGCGUAGUCGAUAGCGUGAGUAACUAUUGGCCUACCGUCAAGCAAAUUCAUGGAUUUGGCGUAGAUAUAUCGAUCAUUCCUUGCAGCCAAGACGGCGGCGCUGCAGUGACAUGGAACUGCUGCUACGAUCAACUCCGAACGGCGGACGACAGCAACCGGGACAUCCGGUCCGGCCAGCAACAUGUCCUCGAGAUCACAGCCAGCGCCGUCACGGUCCGGUUUCGCAAGGGGGAGUACGAGAGUCGCCCCGAUACGUGGAUCGGUACCGUGUGCGCUGGCGAUGGCGUGUGGCAGGGUGAGUUCUUCCCCACUCGCAAGGGCGAAGGUGACGAUGACAACUCGCUGCUGCAAGAGCCGUGGACAGGCAUCGUGUUAGGGAAUUCGAAGAGUGAAUCGUGGUGUACCAGGCACGACAGGCACGACACGACUGUGCUCGUCGUCCGAGAACAAAAGCAGAAGCAGAAGCAGGAGGAGGGGCAGGAACACGCAAAUUGCGAACGUAUCGGCCUGCUCAGUCUUAAAAACUGCACACUCAAGGGCAGUAUAUUGGAACGGCGGACGUGGCGGCUUCUGUGA